GUUAUUGGCGUAAAAUCAACAUUUCCUUUAGAAUUAAUUAUUAGGAAAAAUAUCGCGUCUUUCAAGCGUAGGAUCGAGAGGUUCCAAUAUAUUGUUCUGAAGGUUUUAACAGACGGACAACAUAGUGUUUUCAGAGCACACUGGAUGUCAGUUUUAAUAUGUUGCGGCAACUAACACAGCUGGCACUAUUGUGCAUGGCUGUACAAUCAGUUUACUCCGAAACAGAUACUAAUUAUAGACUUAAUACAACUAUCUCACCGUCAGCAUAUUCAAUACUCAUUACACCUUACUUUGAUACGGGUGAUGAUAAAGCGUUUACAUUUGAUGGGGAAGUAGAAAUAACGUUUACAACUACCACAAAUAUAAACACAAUCAAACUCCAUUCCGAGAAUUUAACCUAUACAUCCUCCAAUAUUACUUUGAUGAAUGGUGGAAAUACUGUCAACCUUUUGGAAACCAAUCCUCUGGAGUUUGAAGAUAAAUAUUCUUUCGCUCAUAUUAAUUUGGCAAGCGAGCUCACAUCUGGUGUGGAGUACAUUCUGAAAAUCGUAUACACUGGCACGAUAAGGGACGAUUUAGCUGGAUUCUACAAAAACUACUAUAUUGAAAAUGGCGUAAAGAAGUGGCUGGGUGCGACACAGUUGGAGUCAACAAGCGCUAGAAAAGUAUUCCCAAGUUUUGAUGAACCAGAGUAUAAGGCUGUGUUUACACUAACCAUCGACAGGCCUGCGAACUACAAGCCUUCUUUAGCGAAUACGAAGCUGCAAAGUAACUUAUCACUAUCAAAUGGCUACGUCAGAGAAACAUUUUACCCAACACCAAGAAUGUCAACCUACUUAGUUGCUUUCCUAGUAUCAGAGUUUGAAGCUGAACAUUACAGUAGGAAUGGUACGAAGGAAGUUGGAGUCUUUACAAGGCCAGAAGCCAAAAACCAAACAGAUUAUGCAUUUAACUUUGCUGAAAAAGUAGUUCAGGCGUUGGGUGACUAUUUUGGAAUCGACUAUUAUUCUACAAAUAGCAAUCUCAAACUAGAUCAUAUUGCAUUGGUAGACUUUAAAGCAGGCGCCAUGGAAAAUUGGGGACUUGUAACUUACAGAGAGUCUUUGUUGCUAUACGUCCCAGAGGAGUCUACUCCAUACUACAAAUAUAGAGUAGCUCAGAUCAUUGCUCACGAAACUACGCACAUGUGGUUCGGUAACCUGGUAACCUGCCACUGGUGGAGUAAUACGUGGUUGAACGAGGGCUUCGCUAAUUACUUCCAGAAUUAUAUCACUGCAAUGGUAUGUAUAAAUUUAGAUAGACAGAUACACGAAACUACGCACAUGUGGUUCGGUAACCUGGUAACCUGCCACUGGUGGAGUAAUACGUGGUUGAACAAGGGCUUCGCUAAUUACUUCCAGAAUUAUAUCACUGCAAUGGUAUGUAUAAAUUUAGAUAGACAGAUACACGAAACUACGCACAUGUGGUUCGGUAACCUGGUAACUUGCCACUGGUGGAGUAAUACGUGGUUGAACGAGGGCUUCGCUAAUUACUUCCAGGAUUAUAUCACUGCAAUGGUAUGUAUAAAUUUAGAUAGACAGAUACACGAAACUACGCACAUGUGGUUCGGUAACCUGGUAACCUGCCACUGGUGGAGUAACACGUGGUUGAACGAGGGCUUCGCUAAUUACUUCCAGGAUUAUAUCACUGCAAUGGUAUGUAUAAAUUUAGAUAGACAGAUACACGAAACUACGCACAUGUGGUUCGGUAACCUGGUAACCUGCCACUGGUGGAGUAACACGUGGUUGAACGAGGGCUUCGCUAAUUACUUCCAGGAUUAUAUCACUGCAAUGAUAGAACCUGACGUAGCAGCAGAGGAUCAGCUUAUCAUAGGUUCAGUGUACACAGCUCUAGAUGCUGAUGACGUUCCCGAUUCACCACCGAUCACCAAUAAUAAUGUUAACUCGCCCGACGAAAUCAGUGGUCAUUUCGGAUCUAUCACAUAUCAAAAAGCAGGAUCCGUUAUUAGAAUGAUACACCAUUUGAUAGGGGAUAAUGCUUUCAAAUCUGGUCUCAAUGCAUAUUUAAUGGCUAACUCCUUCCAACCAGGCUACCCUGAGAAACUCUACACGGCUCUAAGUCAAGGAGUCAAUGUGUAUAACUCCUUGUCCAGUUACCCUGGGAACGAUAUUACUGACCUCAUGAGCUCCUGGAUCAGCCGUGCUGGUUAUCCUUUAGUGCAUGUGGAAGUCAAUCAUGCUGAUUCGACUGUUAUUUUAACUCAGAAACGUUUCUACAGACAUUCCACGGAUAAAUCAGAUGAAAUUUACAAAAUACCUAUUACAUAUACAUUAGACACGUCUUUUGACUUUACUAAUACUAAGCCUGCGUUCAUUAUGACUAACAAAACGUACGUGCUACCUGUAAGAGAAAUCAAAGAAAACCAUAGUUGGCCAAUACUGAACAUUCAAGAGACAGGUCUUUAUAGAGUAAAUUACGACAGUCACACUUGGCAUCACAUAUCUGAACACCUGAAAGGCAGUCGCCGUGAAGAAAUUCAUUAUAUAAAUAGAGCUAAGAUCGUGAAUGACUUGUUUGCCUUCCUAUUCGCGGACGAGGUGAAGUUCGAGCUUCUGCAUGACGUACUACACUUCUUGGAAGACGAAACUGAAAACGCAGUUUGGUACGCAGCGGUACGUGGAUUCAAGAAGCUUAGGAGUCAUUACCUUGGAUCUGAUACUUUAAGCCUCAUUGAUGAGUUCAUUCUUCAUUUAAUGGAAAGCAGUGCAACCCGAUUGGGCUUCGAAGUAAAGUCCACAGAUGAUUACAGAACACAUAGAAAUCGCAUGCAAAUAUUAGAUCUCGCUUGCAAGUUGGGACACCAGGGAUGCAUAGAUGGCGCUUUAGCUGUUUACAAAGAUUUUAAAAAUAACGGCAAAUGGAUUGAUCCCAGUCUCAGAGAAGUGGCCUAUUGCACUGGACUUCGUUAUGGUAAUGGUGAUGACUACGACUUUCUUUGGAACCGGAUGUUCACUACAAAUGUUGCUAACGAGGCACGUCUUAUUGGGGAUAUCUUGGGUUGUACUUCAGACGAAACCAAAUUGAACAGUUUCUUAGGGUCUAUGCUUGUUGAAAACAGCCCAAUAAAAAUUCAAGACCUUACCGUGCCACUAUCGAGUGUUCUUUCCAACUACAGCAAUGUCCAUGUUGUUCUCGAAGGAUUGCAGCAGAACAUUAGCCUCUGGAAGUCUAUUUACACAUCAUUAGAUUCCGUACUGUCUACAGUUGCCUCGGUUCUGCGUACUGAUGAUGAAUUCAAUCAAUUUGAAACCUGGCUUUCCUCGUGCACUGAAUGUGGUGAGUCUGCAGUGACUGGCGCAAGGUCAGCCUUAGCCAAGGCCAAGCUGACGGCCCAGUGGGCCAAGGACCACCGGAGUGACAUUUGGAGCAGUCUCCGAAGCGGUGCGGGAAUACCAUCUGUGUCAUUCUUGCUACUACUCGCGGGAUAUGCUUUGACUUACGGAUUUUGAUAGAACCUGAAAUGUUAUGAAAGCAGAAAAUAUAAAAAAAAUCCGUAAUAAUCGUGUUCAUAAGUGGUCCAUCAAAUCUAAGGUAGCACUAGUGCGGGCACCGUAGUCAAUGAGUAUAUGACCACCUAAAACAACGUAGUGUUUAUAUCUUCAUUGACUAUUAUUGGUUGUAUAUGUUUUUUGAAUUUGAAUGUACGUAUACUAAUAUUAUAAAUGCGAAAGUGGUGGUUCGUUUGUUUCUAAUCUAUUUUCGACUCAACUAAAAUACGCACGAGAUGUACUUACAUCAAUCUAAGAAUUUUGACCGCGAGAUUUUUAAAAAUCAGACGAAAUCGCGGGCAACAGCUGAUUUAGUAUACCUACACUUUAAUUCCCAUUUUUAAAGUAACAAUUUAAGCAGAAAGUUCCAUCGUACUAUGAUCCAAAAAUAAAUAUACUAGGUUCAUUGUUCAGAGAUAUGAAAGUAACUAAUGUCGUAAUUAUUUUUGACCUAAUUUUCUUUAGCUAAUAAGAAAACAGAUGUGUCAACUUUACUAGUAAAGUCAAUAUUUAUUGUAUUAUUUAGUGCAUUGUAAUGUGACGUAACGUUUCGAAUAUAUUUUGUAAAAUAAUUGUAAGAAAUUUAAAGAGAUCCCACUCCACUGAAGUAUUCUAGAUUGUAAAUAAUAGAUAUGAAA
This is a messenger RNA of Pararge aegeria (speckled wood butterfly), 4186 nucleotides long. RefSeq names its product membrane alanyl aminopeptidase-like. The record is from RefSeq and is a predicted model, not a curated record. Gene Ontology annotation, cellular component: cytoplasm. Gene Ontology annotation, biological process: peptide catabolic process; proteolysis. Gene Ontology annotation, molecular function: zinc ion binding; peptide binding; metalloaminopeptidase activity. NCBI's taxonomy places the organism in Eukaryota, Metazoa, Arthropoda, Insecta, Lepidoptera, Nymphalidae. The transcript is spliced from 16 exons. The coding region runs from base 159 to 3509 and encodes 1116 amino acids.